UCUCUCUCUCGCUCCUCUCUGCAAAUCUCGGGGCAGAAAGGCCGUCGAAUCAGAGAUUGACAGGAGGAAGAGGGGAAGCGAGCGAGCGAGCGAGGCGCGAAUCGGGUCAGGCGAGAUGCUCGGGAAGCGGCAGAGGAGCCUGCUGAUGCGCCGGACGACCAGCAUGGCGUCCAUGCCGUCGGCGCCGAAGCAGGGGCGCCAGGAGGGCGGCGCCGCCGGGCCGUCUUCUUCUGUCUCUGCCGGCGCCGUGGGCGGGACGGGCCCCGCCGUUGGCGGCGCCCCUUCGCCGUGGAGGGCCGACGCCCGGAACCUCGCCGGGGUGAAGACGGCGGCGUUCCUCAUGGCCUGCGGCCUCUGCAGCAAGGACCUCGGCCCCGGCAAGGACACCUACAUAUACAGGGGCGAGGUGGCGUUCUGCAGCCACGAGUGCAGGGAGCGGCAGAUCGAGAAGGACGAGCUGAUGGAACAAAACUGCUCCCUGACGUCCAUCAGGGAGGCGCCACCCCCGUCCUCCGCCGCCGGACCCGACGGCGGGGACGCCGUGGCCGCCGCAUAGCCGGCAGCUGGAAAGUGCAAUUGGAAGAGCGCCGAUUCGAUCCAUUAGCUUGAUUAUUAUAGUACCAGUAGCUCCUCGCAGGCAUGUGCCGUGGGACAUGUUUGAUGUCUAAACCGUCCGUGUAUACAGCCAGCUUAGCUAGCUAGUCUUGGGAUCGAGUCCGCCUUGCAUGAACCGAUCGAAUUCGAACUGGGAUGUUUAGUCAGGGAAAACUUUGAUCUGCGACAUCGAAUUGCAUCGUGUUUUAAUCCCUUUUUUAUCU
This is a messenger RNA of Brachypodium distachyon (stiff brome), 818 nucleotides long. RefSeq lists its product as uncharacterized. Bases 116 to 556 code for a protein of 146 amino acids. The record is from RefSeq and is a predicted model, not a curated record. The transcript has 2 exons. NCBI's taxonomy places the organism in Eukaryota, Viridiplantae, Streptophyta, Magnoliopsida, Poales, Poaceae.